Messenger RNA from Gongylonema pulchrum, 702 nucleotides. The record is from the annotation of a GenBank genome assembly. NCBI's taxonomy places the organism in Eukaryota, Metazoa, Nematoda, Chromadorea, Rhabditida, Gongylonematidae.
AUGUUAUCCUGUAAUUAUUGCACAUUCCGACGUUUCCAGGUGAACCCGGCGCGACUGCCAAUUGUUGUUGGCGGAUUAUUGGAUGUCGAUUGCUCGGAGGAUGCAAUUAAACAGCUCAUCAUUAAUACUAGGGGAAAAUUUGAUAUCGACGAAUUGGUGGAGGAGGUCGAAAAGCGAAAUAGACUGAAACUGUUGGCGCCUUGGUUGGAAAUGCGUAUCCAGGAGGGAGCUACAGAUCCGGCAACGCAUAAUGCUCUUGCAAAGAUCUACAUUGAUGCCAAUAAUAAUCCGGAGCGAUUCCUCCGUGAAAAUCCAUACUAUGAUUCACGUGUUGUCGGGAAGUACUGCGAGAAAAGAGAUCCGCAUUUUGCUUGUCUUGCUUAUGAGCGUGGCCAGUGUGAUGCUGAACUCGUCAAUGCAAUUUUGAACGUGUGUAAUGAAAAUUCAUUGUUCAAAAAUCUGGCGCGUUACUUGGUGAAACGCCGUGAUUUUUCUCUUUGGGCCCAAGUGCUGGCUGAGGAUAACCAGCACAGAAGACAGCUUAUCGAUCAAGUUGUGCAAACAGCAUUAUCGGAAACACAAGAUCCAGAAGAUAUCUCAGCAACAGUGAAAGCUUUCAUGGCUGCAGAUCUGCCGAAUGAGUUGAUUGAGCUUCUGGAAAAGAUUGUUCUUGAUAACUCUGUCUUUUCGGAGCACAGGUAG